AUUCUGCAAACAUCAAUCUCCUCUCCCCAUCAAGUUUAGGGAAGCUUGCAUCUAGCAUUCUUUAGUUCCAUGGCUUCCAAGCAGAUGUUUGCAUUAAUUCUCGCCAUCGUCUCUGCUGUUGCUCCAUUUGCCAUGUCAGGAGAUAUUGUGGUUGGUGGUAAAGAAGGCUGGAGGCCUGGCUUCAACUACACUGAAUGGGCUGCUGCCCAAAAGUUCUGGGUUGGCGACAAUCUGGUUUUCAACUACCCUCCAGGAGUUCACAAUGUCAUCCCAGUGAACGGAACGGAAUUCAAGGCGUGCAACGUUACCCACUCGCCCCGUAACUUCACCUCCGGCCGUGAUGUGGUGCCUCUCAAAACUUCAGGGAGGAAAUGGUACCUAUGUGGGGUUGCAGAUCACUGCUCUAAGGGCCAGAAGGUCGCCGUCACUGUUCUUCCGGCGGCGACUCCUGCUCCUGCCUGGCCUCCCACUGCCCCUGCCUGGCCUCCGGCUGCUCCGACACCUGCUGCUCCUGCGCCGAGUUCGUCCAUCCAAAUCAUGUCAAACACGUACAAGGUGCUGAUGGCGGCGGCGGCGGCGGCUGCGUUGAUUGUGUGGGCGUGAGGAAUUUUCAAGAUGCUGAAUUGGUUCUAAAAUAAAUGCGUUUAAAGUAAUGUGUGGGAUUGGUGUUUGUCAUGACAUUGGGCAGUAAGUUCUUUGGAUUCAAUAACCUAUAAAUUAAUGAAAGUUGAGCGCUUUGAUUUAGUUAAGUAAUACAAUUUAUCUUGUUUCUUCU
Messenger RNA from Zingiber officinale, 775 nucleotides. Its product is annotated as blue copper protein 1a-like. Gene Ontology annotation, cellular component: plasma membrane. Gene Ontology annotation, molecular function: electron transfer activity. The record is from RefSeq and is a predicted model, not a curated record. Lineage: Eukaryota; Viridiplantae; Streptophyta; Magnoliopsida; Zingiberales; Zingiberaceae. The coding region runs from base 70 to 603 and encodes 177 amino acids. The transcript has 2 exons.